Scomber japonicus (chub mackerel) is the source of this 1110-nucleotide messenger RNA. It is a transcript of the gene cdk20, whose product is annotated as cyclin-dependent kinase 20. Gene Ontology annotation, biological process: protein phosphorylation. Gene Ontology annotation, cellular component: nucleus. The transcript is spliced from 9 exons. The coding region runs from base 68 to 1102 and encodes 344 amino acids. Gene Ontology annotation, molecular function: cyclin-dependent protein serine/threonine kinase activity; ATP binding. The record is from RefSeq and is a predicted model, not a curated record. NCBI's taxonomy places the organism in Eukaryota, Metazoa, Chordata, Actinopteri, Scombriformes, Scombridae.
CUGUUAUCUCCGCAGCUAUCCAGCAGUGGGACAGUUUGCUAGUUGAAGCAGAGAUCAGAGAGGAGACAUGGAGCAGUACAGCAUCCUGGGACGAGUCGGAGAAGGAGCUCAUGGCAUCGUGUUUAAGGCCAAACACAUCGAGACCGGAGAGACGGUGGCUCUGAAGAAAGUGGCUCUGAGGCGGCUGGAGGACGGGAUCCCCAACCAGGCUCUGAGGGAGAUCAAGGCCCUGCAGGAGAUAGAAGACAACCAGCAUGUGGUGAAGCUGAAGGACGUGUUCCCUCACGGUACGGGCUUCGUGUUGGUGUUUGAGUUCAUGCUGUCCGAUCUCUCUGAGGUCAUCAGGAACUCUGAGCGACCUUUGACCCCGGCUCAGGUCAAAGGUUACAUGAUGAUGCUGCUGAAGGGCGUCGCCUUCCUGCAUCACAACAACAUCAUGCACCGGGACCUGAAGCCAGCGAACCUCCUCAUCGGCUCUUCAGGUCAUCUGAAGAUCGCAGACUUCGGUUUAGCUCGACUGUUCAGUGAGCGAGGAGACAGACUGUACAGCCACCAGGUGGCGACCAGGUGGUACCGAGCUCCUGAGCUGCUGUACGGAGCCAGGAAGUACGACGAGGGAGUCGACCUGUGGGCGGUGGGUUGUAUUUUUGGGGAGCUGUUGAACUCGUCUCCUUUGUUUCCCGGAGAGAACGACAUCGAACAACUCUGCUGCGUCCUCAGAGUGCUGGGGACACCGACACAAGACAGCUGGCCUGAAAUAGUCGAGCUGCCAGAUUACAAUAAAAUCACGUUUAAGGAGAAUCCUCCGAUCCCAUUGGAGGAGAUCGUCCCUGACACGUGUCCUCAGGCCGUCGACCUGCUCUAUAAGUUCCUGGUUUAUCCGUCCAGACAGCGCUGCUCCGCCCGCCAGGCUCUCCUCCACCCGUACUUCUUCUCCUCUCCUCUUCCCGCUCACCACUCGGAGCUGCCCAUCCCUCAGAGGGGGGGUCGGCCCCCCCGCCAGCGCCUUCAGGCUCCGCCCACAGACUUCUCAGUGGACCUGCCCCUGCAAAACAGCGUGGUAGACCCCGCGCUGCUGCGGGGACACGCCUCCUGCCUCUGACUGACCAA